CGCCGUAUAACUCAAAAAAGAAGAAGAAAAUACAUUUAUCAAAAUGUGUCGGUGAUGUUAACGGAAACCCCGCAGAGUGAGACCUCUUCUCACGGUCCGCCUCCUCUUUGCUCAAUGUUUUAGGAAACGUGGCCUUACCUUACCGCAGCAUCACUGUUGUGGAUGAAUGAGAAACAUCCAGCGGUUCUUCCACCUCUUCCUGCCCGUGUCUCAGCUACAGCACACAGCCCGCUUCUGAACCAUGUCUGAGACGGAGCAGAUCCCGGAGGCCGUCGCUGCCGUCCUGGAGGCCCUGAACAACACGGACUCCAACGGAACCGAGCAGGCUCUCAACGCGACGGCUAAAUUCGUGGCGAGUCCGGAGGGCACCGCGCUGGCGUACGGCAGCUUGGUGUUCAUGGCUCUGUUGCCCAUCUACUUCGGAGCCCUGCGUUCUGUCACUUGCUCCAAAUCAAAGGAGCUCGGAGAAAAUGAGUACGAUUCUGGGUUCAGAAAUGCAUCAGACAUGCCUGAAACGAUCACCAGUCGAGACGCCGCAAGGUUUCCCAUCAUCGCCAGCUGCACUCUGUUCGGGCUCUACCUGUUCUUUAAGGUAUUUUCUCAAGAGUACAUCAACAUGCUGCUGUCCAUCUACUUCUUUGGCCUGGGCGUGCUGGCUCUGUCUCACAUCAUGAGCCCUCUGAUGUCCAGGAUCUUCCCAGCUUCUUUCCCUAACAAACAGUUCCAGCUGCUCUUCACUCAGGGCUCCGAAGAGGCCAAAGAAGGUGAGACCUGCUGAAUAAAGUGUUUAAGG
Messenger RNA from Notothenia coriiceps (black rockcod), 793 nucleotides. Its product is annotated as minor histocompatibility antigen H13-like. The record is from RefSeq and is a predicted model, not a curated record. Gene Ontology annotation, cellular component: lumenal side of endoplasmic reticulum membrane; membrane; cytoplasmic side of endoplasmic reticulum membrane. Gene Ontology annotation, molecular function: aspartic endopeptidase activity, intramembrane cleaving. The transcript is spliced from 5 exons. Lineage: Eukaryota; Metazoa; Chordata; Actinopteri; Perciformes; Nototheniidae. Bases 242 to 778 code for a protein of 178 amino acids. Gene Ontology annotation, biological process: membrane protein proteolysis.